AAAGCCACAUCCUGGUAUAAAGGCUUAUGGAGAGACAAUUAUAAUGCAGCCUGUGAAUAUCUAACAAAAGAAAUAGGAGAUACUAAUGCAGAACAAGAACUUUUAGAUUUUGCAGAUGAUUUUGUAAUUGAAAAUGCCAUAGUUAAAAAUAAAAGGAGAAAUUCAGUAGAUAAGGUGCAAAAAGCAACUAUACCAGAAAAAUGCAAUGAUACUGUAUCUGAACAAAAUAAUGACAAAUCUUUUGAAAUUACUCGCGAUUGUCUUUCUAAACAAAUUGAAGAUUCAGCAGAAGAAGAAUUAUUAGAUUGCACUGACAGAUAUGUCGUUGAUAAUUUCACCAAUAAG
Molecule: messenger RNA, 345 nt
Organism: Dentiscutata erythropus
Lineage: Eukaryota; Fungi; Glomeromycota; Glomeromycetes; Diversisporales; Gigasporaceae
Source: the annotation of a GenBank genome assembly